AUGGAUUGGUAUAAAAAAUUCCUGAUCAUUGCCGUUGCCUUUUUGGCCUGCGCCAUGGCGGAUGUUUCGGAGCUGGGUGAACAGGGCUACAAUUAUCCACAGCCGGCGGCGCCAGCACCUGCACCUGCCUACAUUCCCCCACCACCUCCACCACCACCACCGGCACCAAAGAACACCUAUAUCCCUCCUCCUCCUGCUCCGGCCAAGGCAUACAUUCCUCCUCCAGCCGCUCCAGCCAAGGCCUACAUCCCACCCCCACCUCCACCACCACCACCAGCACCUAAGAACACCUACAUUCCCCCUCCUGCAGCUCCCGUAGCUCCCGUCAACACCUACAUUCCCCCUCCUGUUGCCCCCAUCCAGGCUGAGCAGCCCAUCUUCGAUGAGAUCGAGCAGCCCGCUCAGGAUGGUUACCGCUACAAGACCGUCCGUCGUCGUGUCUUCCGUCACCGCAACUAA
Drosophila montana is the source of this 459-nucleotide messenger RNA. RefSeq lists its product as uncharacterized. The record is from RefSeq and is a predicted model, not a curated record. Lineage: Eukaryota; Metazoa; Arthropoda; Insecta; Diptera; Drosophilidae. The transcript has 2 exons. Bases 1 to 459 code for a protein of 152 amino acids.